Caretta caretta (loggerhead turtle) is the source of this 5250-nucleotide messenger RNA. RefSeq names its product ubiquitin specific peptidase 19 (gene USP19). Lineage: Eukaryota; Metazoa; Chordata; Testudines; Cheloniidae. Gene Ontology annotation, molecular function: cysteine-type deubiquitinase activity. The record is from RefSeq and is a predicted model, not a curated record. Gene Ontology annotation, biological process: protein deubiquitination; ERAD pathway.
CGUGGCCCCGUCGCCAUGGCAUCACCGUUGCUGUCGUCAUGGGGUCGGCGCUGUCACCGUCAUGAUGUCACACGAACAGCGUCACCAGGGCGUCACUUCCGGGGCCGGCCCCGCUGUCGUCCUCUCACCCCCUCCCCUGUCACGUGGAGCCGGGACCCGGCUUCCGGAAAUGCGUCACGGGCUCGGGCCUGUCUCCUGCUGAGUCCGCCCGCGCGGAACUUCGGCUCGAACCAAAACAAACCGCGGAGCCGCCGGGCCGGGGGGUCACUUGUUCCUUGCCAGAGAGUUUGCCCACAAAGAGUCGCCAAGAUAGCUGGGCCAGGAAGAAAGCGUCGAACCCCUGACCCAGACUCCAUCACUGACCCCGGCGGGCCGUUUGUCUCAUCCAAACGGCUGAAAAUGUCCAGCAGCACCAAUGCCCCAGGCCAGAGGAGAGCGUCCCGGGGGCUGGAGGAUGCAACCAACAAGAAGAAGCAGAAGGACCGAGCCAACCAGGAGAGCAAGGAGGGAGAGAGACCUGGUAGCGACCCUAAGAAAGACCUGCUGCUGGACUGGAAGCAGAACGCUGACGAGGUCAUUGUGAAGCUGAACUUGGGCAGCGGGCCCCUGAAGGUGGAGGAGGUGGAUGCUGCAUUCACAGACACCAACUGCAUAGUCAGGCUGCCAGAUGGCCGCCAGUGGAGUGGCGAGUUCUACGGGGAGAUCGAGAGCUCCUGCAGCAAAGUCCAGGGCAAGAAGGGCAACUUCCUGCAGCUGGUGCUUCAGAAGAAGAUCCCCCUGCACACCUGGGCUUCGCUCCUGAAGAAGCAAAAGGACGGCUCCAAGGAGCUAGCCAAGGGGGCCGUGAGCCAGGAGAACGGGAAGGAACAGCCCCCGCCCGCACAGACUGCCCCCGAGGAGCAAGCAAGGAGCAAACGGGAGUUCCCUAACUCGAAGCGAGCUCUAGGGAGGGGUGAGGCCCCAGAAGGGAAGAGCCCGGCCAGCCCCAGGCUGCAGAGCUGGCCCAGCACCAGGCGGUCCGGGUACCUCAAGGUGGCUCUGAUGGAGGAGGAGCCAAAUGCCAAGGUUGCUGGGGGCUUGGAGCCUGGCAAGGAGCCCAGUGGGAGAGGGGGCAGCCGGCAGAACAGCCAAGCAGCCCACAGCGAUGCUGCCACGGACCUGACCCCACCUCUGGUGAAGACCGAAGUGCUGCAGACGGAGCCCGUGCUUGUGGGGAUGCAGCUACUCGCUGCCCCUUCAGAGAGCUUCCCCCAUCACAUGGCGCCCUGCCUUGAGAAGAGACCCCUGCAGCCGGCCACCUCCCAGUGCCUUCCAGCCCUUGGAGAGGGCCCCGAGGCUGUCCAGGCCCCUGCCUCCCCUCCGCUGGGCAGAGACGCUGAGAAGAGAGACUGGUCCAAAGAGGAUGUUGCCCUGGAAGCAGCAGCUGAUGAGCCAGAGCCCAUGGUGAGCCUGACCUUGGUGAAGAACGACUCGUACGAGAAGGGCAGUGAUUCGGUGGUGGUGCACAUCUACGUGAAGGAGAUCCACAGGGAGACCUCCAAGGUGCUGUUCCGGGAGCAGGACUUCACGCUGGUGUUUCGGACCAGUGACAUGAACUUCCUGCGACUGCACCCUGGCUGCGGCCCCCACACGGUAUUCAGGUGGCAGGUGAAACUCAGGAACCUCAUUGAGCCGGACCAGUGCACGUACAACUUCACUGUCUCCCGCAUCAACAUCUGCCUGAAGAAACGCCACAGCCAGCGCUGGGGGGGGCUGGAAGCACCAGCUGCACGAGGUGCAGUGGGUGGUGCAAAGGUUGCCAUGCCAACAGCCCCUACCCCUCUGGAUAAGAGCCAGCCGGGCAGCAACCAGCACCCCCUGUCCAGUAAGGAGGAGGCUCGGGCAGGGGAGAAGGAGACGCCCAGAGCAGAGGACGGUGGCCUGGAGGGUGUUGUGGCCCGGACGGCCACAGAGCACGUCACAGUGAAGCAGGAGCCGCACGUUCCCUCGCCAAAGCCGAUGUGCAUGGUGCCGCCCAUGACUCACAGCCCGGUGAGCAGUGAGAGCGUGGAGGAGGACGAGGAGGAGGAGGAGAAGAAGAAGGUGUGUCUGCCGGGCUUCACGGGGCUGGUGAAUCUGGGGAACACCUGCUUCAUGAACAGCGUCAUCCAGUCCCUGUCCAACACGCGGGAGCUGCGGGACUAUUUCCACGAUCGCUCCUUCGAGGCUGAGAUCAACUACACCAACCCGCUGGGGACGGGGGGGCGCCUGGCCAUCGGCUUUGCUGUGCUCCUGCGGGCGCUCUGGAAGGGCACGCACCACGCCUUCCAGCCCUCCAAGCUGAAGGCAAUCGUGGCCAGCAAAGCCAGCCAGUUCACGGGCUACGCCCAGCACGAUGCCCAGGAGUUCAUGGCCUUCCUUCUCGAUGGCCUGCACGAGGACCUGAACCGCAUCCAGAACAAGCCCUACACGGAGACUGUGGACUCGGAUGGGCGGCCCGACGAGGUGGUGGCAGAGGAGGCCUGGCAGCGGCACAAGAUGAGGAACGACUCCUUCAUCGUGGACCUCUUUCAGGGCCAGUACAAGUCCAAGCUGGUGUGCCCGGUGUGCGCCAAGGUAUCAAUCACGUUUGACCCCUUCCUGUACCUGCCGGUGCCCCUGCCCCAGAAGCAGAAAGUGCUGACUGUCUAUUACUUUGCUAAGGAGCCGCACAAGAAACCUGUCAAGUUCCUCGUCAGCACCAGCAAGGAGAACUCCAGCGCUGCUGAGGUGCUGGACUCGGUGGCCCACAGCGUGCGAGUGAAGCCCGAGAACCUGCGGCUGGCAGAGGUGAUCAAGAACCGCUUCCACCGCAUGUUCCUGCCGUCCCACUCGCUGGACACGGUCUCCCCCACAGACCUGCUCCUGUGCUUCGAGGUGCUGUCCCCAGAGCUGGCCAAGGAGAGGGUGAUGGUGCUGCAGGUCCAGCAGCGUCCCCAGGUGCCCAGCGUCCCCAUCAGCAAGUGCGCGGCCUGCCAGAAGAAGCAGCAGUCGGAGGACGAGAAGCUGAAGCGCUGCACUAGGUGCUACCGAGUGGGCUACUGCAACGUGGGGUGUCAGAAAACGCACUGGCCAGAUCACAAAGCCCUGUGCCGCCCCGAGAACAUCGGCUUCCCCUUCCUCAUCAGCGUGCCGGAGUCGCGCCUCACCUACUCCCGCCUGGCCCAGCUCCUGGAGGGCUACGCGAGGUACUCGGUCAGCGUGUUCCAGCCUCCUUUCCAGCUUGGCCUGCAGCCCCUGCUCCCCGAGAAGCUGGACCUGCCUGCAAGGAGUAGCUGUGCGACUGCCGCCCCCAGCCCAGAGUCGGGGGAUGGGGACCGGGCCCCCCACCGGCAGGAGCCCCAGCUACCCCCCCACACCUCGGAGCUGCACCCUGAGCUGGGGGACGCCAGCACAGUGCCCAGCUCAGAUUUGGGCUGCUCUGAGCGCUCCCUGGAGGCGCCGGGCGAGGGCUGCUGGGAGAAGGAGCCGUCCUACGAGCGAGGCCCCAAGCCCGAAGCUGCCAUCCCCGGAUACCAGCAUGUGCCCAGCGCGCUCAGUGCCCACGCCACCCAGUUCUACAUCAACAAGAUCGAUGGAGCCAGCCGAGAGCACAAGCUGGAGGAGAAAGGCGAUGCCCCGCUGGAGCUCACGGACGACUGCUCCCUGGCGCUGGUGUGGAAGAACAACGAGCGCCUCAAGGAGUUUGUGCUGGUGGAGUCCAAGGAGCUGGAGUGCGUGGAGGACCCGGGCUCGGCCAGCGAGGCAGCCAGGGCUGGCCACUUCACGCUGGGCCAGUGCCUCAACCUCUUCACCAAGCCCGAAGUGCUGGCGCCCGAGGAGGCGUGGUACUGCCCCGAGUGCAAGCAGCAUCGCGAGGCCUCCAAGCAGCUCUUGCUGUGGCGCCUGCCCAACGUGCUCAUCAUCCAGCUCAAGCGCUUCUCCUUCCGUAGCUUCAUCUGGAGGGACAAGAUCAACGACAUGGUGGACUUCCCGGUCCGGAGCCUGGACCUGAGCAAGUUCUGCAUUGGGCAGAAGGAGGAGCAGCAGCAGCCCAUGUACGACCUGUAUGCGGUGAUCAAUCACUACGGCGGGAUGAUUGGCGGGCACUACACGGCCUACGCCCGGCUGCCCAGCGACAAGAACAGCCAGCGCAGCGACGUGGGCUGGCGGCUCUUUGACGACAGCACGGUGACCACGGUGGACGAGAGCCAGGUGGUGACGAGAUACGCGUACGUCCUCUUCUACCGCCGGCGGAACUCUCCCGUGGAGAGACCCCUGCAGGGGCGCCCCCCGGAGCACCGGCCAGACAUGGCCUCUGCCGCCGAGGCAACCGCCAGUCAGGGCAUGAACCCCGUGUCGUUCGGCUCCAGUGUUGCCCCGGAAGGAGGCCCCCCGCUGCCCCCCGCUGGGCUCCCGGAUCACUUUGCCAGCCCCGUCGAGCGCCCCUCCCCGUCCUACAGCAACAUGGAGGAAGUUGACUGAGGCGCUGCUGGGGGGGCCAUUCUGUGGCUUUCCCCCUCCUGCCCUGGGCGGGGGUCCCUGCCCCUCAAGCCGGCCCUGCCAUGGCCCCUUCUCAAGCACUUUCUGCUCAGUCCCGCAAGCUGCCCUGCUGGGUAACAGUUUCAUUGGCUGCCAGGCGGGGGGGGGUAGGAGGGCCUGGGGCUCCUUGCUGGGGAUCACCUGUCCUCAACCCUCAGCCUGAGGGCCAAAUGGGGCCAGAACCUGCUGCUCCUUGGUGGGGCUGGGGCUCUUCCCCCUUCCUCAGGGCCUGGCAGCUCCCUGGCAUGGUAGUUGGCAGGGUGGGUGUGGGGCAGCCUGGCCACUGCCCUCAAGGGCAGGCUCCUGCUGCUGGCCCGGGGCCUAGGCAGGGUCUGCCUAGGGAGGCUUUGCCCGCUCUCCACGGUGCCCAUGCAGCAGUGGGAGCCUGGCACCGGGGAGGCGGGGGUUGCAAAACGGCCCUGCUGCAGUUCUGCCAGUCCAGGCUGGGCAGGGUAAGAGGAAGGCACGUGCCCCUGGGACAGCCUGACUGGGCACCUGCUCCGCCCCAAGCCCCGCAGCCCCUCCCCCAGGCGUGUGCCCCCCUCCCCAUUCUCCUGUGCAUUGGCCCCUUCUCUUCGGCCCUUGGCACCCGACUGCUGCUGUCUCCCUCGAUUCUCCCCCAGGCAGAGCCGCUGCCCCCCAGCCGCUGCUCCCCCUCACUUUGUAUAAAGUUGGUGUUUGUCUUGAGUCAUUAAAUUCUACUGAACUCUG